UUCUGUCGACUAUUCCGUUCUGUAUUUUGUAGCCUCACAAAUUCAAGUCACAUAUGUAAACAGACCUCUUAUUUUUGAUUUAAUUUCCUUCCUUCAAAACAAAAAAUGCCCCAACACUGUCAAGUAUGUGGUGUUCCGUCGGCUCGAAUUCAUUUUGGCGGAGUCGUUUGCAGCGCAUGUUCGGCAUUUUUUCGUCGAACCGUUGUUCGUGGCCACGAGUACAGGUGUAAGCAGAUGGAAAAUUGUCUGAUUGUUUCGACAAUUCGAAACAUGUGCAAAAAGUGUCGAUACACAAAAUGCAUAUUAGUCGGAAUGAAACGCGAGAGUGUUCAAAAAUUUCGAGAUGUCUACGGAAAACGAGAGAUCACCGUGAAAAACUCCACAAAGACUGCUUCUCCAAUUUUAAAAGAUUUUGUGAAAAACUACGAGCAUCUUGAAAAUGUUCGACGGGUGAUUCAUCGAGACAAUUCGAGAAGUGUCUUUGCAAAGGAAGCUCCGAGGCCCGUGAAUUACAAAGAGGCUACGAAAGUUCUUCUCAAAGAGUUUAAGCUUGUUAAGGACUGGAUUAACAAUUCGUUCCGAGAGUUUUCAGAGCUUCCAGAUGAUCAGAAGACAACCCUGCUCCACAACUUCUACCUACAAUUCAUCAUCCUCGAAGGUGGCUAUUUCGCAUGUCAAUAUGGCAGAACAGACAUUACCUACCUACCAUCUGGUGAUUAUAUUGAUUGUGUGAAUCCAGAAACGUAUUAUCACGAUCCAGAUGGACAACAGCCAAUUUCCGAGGUAGAAGCUUCCAAAAUGUUCGCCAGCUCAUUCGACACUUACCGCCGCAAUGUGUACGAUCCAAUGAUCCGAAUUGCGUGUGACAAAUUCGAAUUUCUGGCUCUAACAGCCUUAACUCUAUUCGACACGGGGCUAGAAGGCCAGUCCGAUCAAUGCACAGAAUCAUGCAGAAGGAUUCGGGAAUCCGUGCAGCGGGAAGUUCUACAGUACUCCAAGCUGACGAGAUCAGAAUUAGAUUCGUCAAUUCGACUAGGGGAUAUAUUGUCAAUCCUACCGAAUUUACAGAGAGCCACUCAACGAUUCCAUGAAGAUAUGACAAUUUCGAAUGUGAUGAAUGCGUAUUCGGUGGACGAGAUAUUCUAUAACAUGGGUUUCAAGACCAGUUAGACUGUUUCAAAAACAAUGAAUUUUUU
Molecule: messenger RNA, 1196 nt
Organism: Caenorhabditis elegans
Lineage: Eukaryota; Metazoa; Nematoda; Chromadorea; Rhabditida; Rhabditidae
Gene: nhr-92
Product: Nuclear Hormone Receptor family
Exons: 6
Coding region: 106-1170 (354 amino acids)
Biological process (GO): DNA-templated transcription; regulation of DNA-templated transcription
Cellular component (GO): nucleus
Molecular function (GO): DNA binding; zinc ion binding; RNA polymerase II cis-regulatory region sequence-specific DNA binding
Source: RefSeq, marked reviewed